Messenger RNA from Peromyscus californicus insignis, 2832 nucleotides. RefSeq names its product matrin 3 (gene Matr3). The record is from RefSeq and is a predicted model, not a curated record. Gene Ontology annotation, cellular component: nucleus. Lineage: Eukaryota; Metazoa; Chordata; Mammalia; Rodentia; Cricetidae. Gene Ontology annotation, molecular function: zinc ion binding; RNA binding.
CGGGGCUGUCCGCGUCCGCGGCGAGCGGGCCAGCCGCCGUGGCCGGGGCUGUCGGGGGUCGGCGGCGCGCCGUUCUCGCUCGCUCCCGCCCGCCCGCCAGUGCUGCCUCCUUGGGCGCUGCGUAUGCGAGCCGCCCGAGCGGCGGCCGCCAUGUUAGGAGUGCGGUGGCGGCGCGACCUGCCUCCUCGGGCGGCGGAGGAGUGGAGUCAACAUAUCAAUGGAGCAAGUCACAGUCGUCGAUGCCAGCUUCUUCUUGAAAUCUACCCAGAAUGGAAUCCUGACAAUGAUACAGGACACACAAUGGGCGAUCCAUUCAUGCUGCAGCAGUCUACAAAUCCAGCACCAGGAAUUCUGGGACCUCCACCUCCUUCAUUUCAUCUUGGAGGACCAGCGGUUGGCCCAAGAGGAAAUCUGGGUGCUGGUAAUGGGAACCUACAAGGACCAAGACACAUGCAAAAAGGCAGAGUGGAAACCAGCCGAGUUGUUCACAUUAUGGAUUUUCAGCGAGGAAAAAACUUGAGAUACCAGCUAUUACAACUGGUAGAACCAUUUGGAGUCAUUUCAAAUCAUCUGAUUUUAAAUAAAAUUAAUGAGGCAUUUAUUGAAAUGGCAACCACAGAAGAUGCUCAAGCUGCAGUGGAUUAUUAUACAACUACACCAGCAUUAGUAUUUGGCAAGCCAGUGAGAGUUCAUUUAUCCCAGAAGUAUAAGAGAAUAAAGAAACCUGAAGGAAAACCAGAUCAGAAGUUUGAUCAAAAGCAAGAACUUGGACGUGUGAUACAUCUCAGCAAUUUACCACAUUCUGGCUAUUCUGACAGUGCCGUCCUCAAGCUUGCUGAGCCUUACGGGAAAAUAAAGAAUUACAUAUUGAUGAGAAUGAAAAGUCAGGCUUUUAUUGAGAUGGAGACCAGAGAAGAUGCAAUGGCAAUGGUUGACCAUUGUCUGAAGAAGGCACUUUGGUUUCAGGGGAGAUGUGUUAAAGUUGACUUGUCUGAGAAAUAUAAAAAACUGGUGCUGAGGAUUCCUAACAGAGGCAUUGACUUACUGAAAAAAGACAAAUCCCGGAAAAGAUCCUAUUCUCCAGAUGGAAAAGUCCCAAGUGAUAAGAAAUCCAAGACUGAUGGUUCACAGAAGACUGAGAGUCCAGCAGAGGGUAAAGAACAAGAAGAGAAGUCAGGUGAAGACGGUGAGAAAGACACUAAGGAUGACCAGGCAGAACAGGAACCCAGCAUGCUUCUUGAGUCUGAAGAUGAGCUGCUUGUCGAUGAGGAGGAAGCAGCAGCUCUCCUAGAAAGUGGUAGUUCGGUGGGCGAUGAGACUGAUCUUGCUAAUUUAGGGGAUGUAUCAUCUGAUGGGAAAAAGGAGCCUUCAGAUAAAGCUGUGAAAAAAGAUGCAAGUGCUUCAGCAGUAUCCAAGAAAAAACUUAAAAAGGUGGAAAAGAUGGAGGAACUUGAUCAAGAAAAUGAAGCUGCCUUGGAAAAUGGGAUUAAAAAUGAGGAAAAUACAGAACCAGGUGCUGAGUCUGCUGAAAAUGCUGAUGAUCCAAACAAAGACACAAGUGAAAAUGCAGAUGGCCAAACUGACGAAAACAAGGAAGAUUAUACAAUUCCAGAUGAGUAUAGAAUUGGACCGUACCAGCCAAAUGUUCCUGUUGGUAUAGACUAUGUGAUACCUAAAACAGGGUUUUACUGUAAGCUGUGUUCACUCUUUUAUACAAAUGAAGAAGUUGCAAAGAAUACUCAUUGCAGCAGCCUUCCUCAUUAUCAGAAAUUAAAGAAAUAUCUGAAUAAAUUGGCAGAAGAACGGAGACAGAAGAAGGAAACUUAAGAUGUACAAGAAGCUUAAUUAUUUCAAAGAAAACAAUGGUUCUUUGAUUUUAAUGUUAACCUUUUUUAAAUACAAUACUGAUAGUUAGAAAACUAUUGUACUCUUUUGUUUUAGUGGAAAAAUAAUAGAUGUCUGUUCAUGUGUUUAAGUGUUAUAGCAGAAAGUACACAUACGGUUAAGUUAAUGAAAAUGUUUUUGUUUCAUCAGAAUGGCAACAGACAAAAGUACUUUGUAGAGAUUGACUGUUGUAAGCUUUGGAAAACAACUUGCACCACUAAGAGAAAGAUAACAUAGAACCAUUCAGAAAAAUGAAAUUUAGUAGUUUGAGGCUUCAAAGAAAUGUCAACGUUUGAUUCCAUUCAAUAAAGAACAAAACCAAUUGUAUUUUUUAUUACUUUUCAUCUGAAACAUUCCACAUUUUAAUCUGAGCCUUGCAGACUUUUCAUUUGACUUUGGAAGCUGUUUUGGUUGCAUUUCAUUUUUAGAGAACUUCAUUCAUGUGAGAUUGGCAAUUCAAAUGCAGGUGCAGUUUUCUUUUAAUGUCAUGCUGUUUAGAUGAUAAGAAAUAUUAAGUAAUUGGCUUUAGAUUUGUAAUUUUUUCCCUGAGUUCCUGCUAGGUUUCGUAUUCUAGUAGUCAAAUGUUAUUUCAGUGAAAUGUAAAAAUAUUCCCGUUCUCUUUGACCAGUAUUAAUUUCUUGAGAAACUAUUGCUUGUCACUUGAAUCCUGUAGCUGUCAUACAUCUCUGGUAUAAGCAACAUUUGAUUUUUGAAGUGUGUAAACCAUCUCUAUAUUUUCAGGAUGUGAUUUUACAUUUCUGCAUUUUAAAAAGAGUUUGGCCAUAAUUCUAGACGCACGCUUCUAAUUCAUGUACCUGCACAUGUGACCUUUGUGAGCAGAACUUUGCAUGUAUAAUCUGUGUUUACUUGUAACUCUCUGGUUAUAUACUGCUUAUAUCUGUGGAUUCAAGUUACUGAAGUGAAUACCAAUAAAAAAAACAAACCUAG